UAAACGCCGUUAUCGCGGAUCCUUCCCUCCUAACUGCCGUGACAUUCGUUCGUCGCUCGCGAUGCAGGCUCAAAAAGUCCAAGGCCACUGACCGGCUACCCAUAGAUAUAGACAGAGUGUGCUGUAACUUCCUCAAACAGUAGUUGCUAGGUAGAAAUAAGGCGCUGCGGCUUCUGACUCUGAGCGACUGUCAAAAAUAGUUUGCGUGCUCUGCCGCUAAGAUACAUUGUCCGCUGCAGUGCUAAGGCAUGGAAGAUGACACCCACCCACGCUGCGAGGCCAUGGAGAGCGACUGUGAGGUACACUCGGCUGGCGAAGAUAAUUAUCUCGCGACAUCGCUUUCGUCGCUCGGGCGCACGUCCUCGCUCGACUGCACAGAGCUCUUUUGCAACGAUGAGAGCUUCUCUCCUGCUACUUACCUGGGGCGUAGUGACCGAGUCGUCCAGGAAAGCGCCCCCUGGGCGUCGGCAUCGGCCGGAGCAGGCUCGGCGCAACCUGCAGUGAGCCCACUGACAUCCUAUGAAAGUAUUCUUGAAAUGAUCAGGCAAGAGCUUGCUGCAGAGCAAGAUGCCGUGAAUGUGGCCUCUUACUGCGCGGCGGCGGCGGCGAGUGGCACCGGGGCGUGCCCGCCAGCUGUGUGGACCGAGCACCGCCGAGUGCUGUGCGAGUGGAUGCUGGCGCUAUGCCGUGCCGCCAGCAUGACGCGCGAGACGUUCUGCCUGGCGGCCUCCCUCCUGGACCGCUACGUCGCGGAGUCCUGCGCCGCAAUGGGCGACAAGGGCUACCCGAGUGAGGGCACUCUGCAGCUGUUGGCCAUGGCGUGCCUGUCCUUGGCCAUGAAGUACGAGGAGGUGGCGCCGCUACACAGCACCGACCUGUUGCGACUGGCCCUCGACCCGCACACUGGCGCGCUGAUGUACACUGCCGCCGACUUGGGCCGCAUGGAAUGGCUGGUGUUGGAGAUGUUGAGUUGGCGCGUGCGCGUGCCCACGCCUACGUCCUUCCUCACACUGCUCCUGCCUGCUUGCGGCGCCACCAGUGCGGUAGCCUCCUCGCUAUCGGAGCUGCCUAGGGAUGACUCUGCCCACGUCCACAUCUCGGCGGGAGAGCCGCUGGUGCAGCGGGCCAGCCGCCUGCUGGACAUGUGCGUGUUGCGUGCGCCCCAGCUGCCGUACCAGCCCAGCAUCAUCGCCAUGACUUGCCUGUUGAUGGCGGAGCGCCUGAGCGGCGCAAGUGCACUUGAGUCCCAGCGCAUCCUGCAGCUCUGGUGUGACUUGUUUCCGGAUGCUCAACAACAACAACAACAACAACAACAACAACAACAACAACAACAACAACAACAACAACAACAACAACAACAACAACAACAACAACAACAACAACAACAACAACAACAACAACAACAACAACAACAACAACAACAACAACAACAACAACAACAACAACAACAACAACAACAACAACAACAACAACAACAACAACAACAACAACAACAACAACAACAACAACAACAACAACAACAACAACAACAACAACAACAACAACAACAACAACAACAGCAGCAGCUACAGCAUUGCUACGCUACGAUGGAGGCCUUGUGGUGUGCAGCGCACGGCGAUGGCAUGCGCCUGCUGCUCGCUCAGCAGCAGCCGUAUGAGGCGCCAGCAGCAGCCUCGCAGACCUGGAGCUGCGCCGCCGCUGUGUCCUCUCCUGCAACGACUCGGUGUGCCGCUUUACCAGCAGCGUCCUGCGCUACAGGGCGAGGGCUGCAUCAGCGCCAUGAGUACCAACCUUCAAGCCAGAAGCCAUUCGCACCCGAGGACCACGUGUCCCUUGUCCAGCGGCAGUACAUGGCAUGGGUGCAGGAAUACAUGCCGUUCCCUGAAGCCGUUACUGUAGUGAUGCACAGCUGUUCGACUCCUGCUGUCUUAUCAUGGUAAUCUCCAUCAGUCAACAACUAGCUAGAAAGGGUACAGCUGGGCUGUGAUUCUGGGCAAGGGUCACCGCCGGUAGGUGACGUGUGAGAUGACAGACAGACGUAGGUAGGGACCGUUUGCUUUCGAAGUGACAGCUGAUUGGCGUGGCAACGCCAGUAGGGUAGAUAAUAAAACGUGUGAGCAUGUGUUGUGCUUUUCCGCUGGACGCCAUACGAGCCGUUAGUAAGUUUCCUUGGCACACACUUACUGUGAGACGCUUUGAUGGUUUGUGCUGCGCUGACCACGGCGAACGGUUCGUGGGGUGGAUUGAUAUACGUGGCAGCGUGUGAUAUGAUGGUGCGUACGGUUGCAUGGUACGGUUGCAUGCCAUUCAAGUAUAAAGGCUGAAUGCCGCGGUUAAGGCAUUGCGCGCGGGGCUAGCUUGCGGGUCAAUUUUGUAUGCACCGGUUUCUGGUGUUGUGCUAUGGUUCUGCUACGGGUUGUGCAGGAUAAUGCUUAGGCACUGCAGUUUAUUUUGUUUGCAAUAGAGUGUCAUUCUUUGCUGCUGUCCAGAGAGAACAGGGCGGUCCUGCCGCUCUGAAGCUGAGCGCGUAGCGGAAAGGUGGCCAUUAGAACAUUUUUUGGCGUGCACUGGUCUUCCCGCUUGAGUAGGCACACGGUGCCUUUAUGCCUGGUGUUGGCGAUGUCGUUGAGCUUGUUCUUCAAAGGCUCUUCCAGUUCACAGGUUGUUGCAGGGCUACAAGUAUUUGAUUGACCAAACUGCAGUGCAGGUGUUAGGAGGAUGCGCUUGUGUUGUUUGGGUUAUGUGGGCCGUAGGACAGGAUGCUGGGAAGCGCGUGUGGGAUGUAGGAUGCCCAGCAAGUCAAUCGGAGUGACUGUUUCGCGUAAGCGGGUAGAGUACGGUAGGUGAGAGACAAGCAAGACGCCAUCGACAAAUCGAAUAGCUUGGAGAGUGCCAGAAGCCUGUGAGUGUCGUGGUGCGGUAUGCAAUUUUUACGUGGUCUAGACGGUCGCCAAAGCUCCAUUUCAGCAGCUGCCCCCGGCUGCCCAGUGCUCUAGAGCAGGCCGUUCGUACUAGGCGUACGUGCCCCGGUACCUGGCAUGCCCGCACACUUGCUAUUAGAGUGUCCGUACUAUUGUAUGUUCGCUGGCUCGGGAGCUAUGUCGCCCUUUUGUAACCGCUGGCGCCGCUUGUCUGUGCGGUGCCAAUCGACUUGUCUCGACGAGCGCCGUCACGCUGUGCCAUCUGCGGUCCUGUGUGUGACACCGUGUCUGUGGUUUGCCUGACCGCCUACCCCAUGGUGUAGCGCUGCUGUGCCUGCUGUGAUGGGUUGCCGGUGGUGCUACUGCGGUGGUCAUAGGGAGUAGCGUGUGCCCAGUAGUGCAGUCGGGCUGCAUGGGGCGCGUGGCGUGCUUAACAGGCCAGCGCGCUCCUGAUUCGCUGGUUGUGUUGCCAACGGAAUUAGCCAACAGAUUGAUACUUCUCUGUGUUAACCAACCCAACCGCGAGUCAAUGCCUCUGUUAAUCUCUCUC
This is a messenger RNA of Chlamydomonas reinhardtii, 3471 nucleotides long. RefSeq lists its product as uncharacterized. Gene Ontology annotation, biological process: mitotic cell cycle phase transition; regulation of cyclin-dependent protein serine/threonine kinase activity. Gene Ontology annotation, cellular component: nucleus; cytoplasm; cyclin-dependent protein kinase holoenzyme complex. NCBI's taxonomy places the organism in Eukaryota, Viridiplantae, Chlorophyta, Chlorophyceae, Chlamydomonadales, Chlamydomonadaceae. The record is from RefSeq and is a predicted model, not a curated record. The transcript is spliced from 7 exons. The coding region runs from base 282 to 1940 and encodes 552 amino acids. Gene Ontology annotation, molecular function: cyclin-dependent protein serine/threonine kinase regulator activity.